Molecule: messenger RNA, 1305 nt
Organism: Juglans microcarpa x Juglans regia
Lineage: Eukaryota; Viridiplantae; Streptophyta; Magnoliopsida; Fagales; Juglandaceae
Exons: 1
Coding region: 1-1305 (434 amino acids)
Source: RefSeq, a predicted model, not a curated record
AUGGAGGAAGAGGAGCUAGCACGACGGUGGGAAAACCUGAAAUUAUCCUCGGAGGAGAGCAAAAUUUUCUUGGUCUCUCCUGCUGAUAUGAAAGACAGUGUUUUACGUGGAACUUUCUGUGUGGUUGGAGGGGUUAUGGCAGAUAGGGGGAUUAAUAGUGAAGCCUUUCGGGUGACAAUUUCUCAAGUAUGGAGGUUGGAGGGCUGGGUAAAAUUUAAGGAUAUUGGGGACCUUCGGUUUUUAAUAGAAUUUCAACUCUUAUCUGAUAAGGAGAAAGUCCUUGGAGGGCGUCCAUGGUUCUUUAAUAGAAACUUAGUCUCGCUUCAAGAGAUUGAUGAAACUAUACCUCUAAAUUCAGUGAAAUUUCAGUUUGAACCAUUUUGGGUGCAAUUACAUGGUUUGCCUCUAGCAGCCAUGUCAGAAGAAAUUGGAGAAAAUCUGGCCUCAUCAAUUGGCCAUGUUUUACAUGUUGAAGCUGAUUCGGAUGGUAUGGCAUGGGGUAAAUGUAUGAGGGUCAGAGUAGCCGUGGACUUGUACAAACCUUUAUUACGUGGUAAAUGGGUGCAGUUGGAUGAACAAAAGUAUUGGGUUUCUUUGAAGUAUGAAAGGUUACAAUCUUUUUGUUUUCAUUGUGGGAUUCUAGCUCAUAAACUUAAAGGAUGUCAGGGACAGAAAGGUGUAACCGUGGGUGAUCAAUCAAAAACAUCUCAAUUUGGUCCUUGGCUAAGGGCACAACCAAUGAACACUAAGAUUUUUGAGACCCGUAAAUAUGGUGGUACUAUUGGAGAUUAUUAUCAACAGAGGAGAUAUAAAAAUGAGGCUCCUGGGAAUUUUGAUUAUGAGAACAAUGAGGGAAAAUCUUCUGAGUCAACACCUUUUGUGGCAAAUCCUCCUGUUAGUGAAAUGCAAACUGAUUCUCCAGGUAGCGAUUUCAAAGUGCAAGGUGGGGAAGAAAUCAAAUUUCAGUUCGGCUCAGAGCCGUUGAACUCUGGACAGGUUAGUACCUCUCAACGCAGUACACCUGUUUGUGAAAAGUCCAAAGUAAAAACAGUUUGUUCUGCUCCAAAAUUACCAUUUGCCAAAAAAGGUGCUAAGAAAAAAAGAAUUACAUGGAAACGUAGGGCUAGGGGAGAACACCUUCAUCGAUCAUUGGUUCGGGAGUCUGAAUCAAAGGAAAAAAGAAAAAAGAGGGUAGAUUCUAAUAGUGGGGUUGUUGAACCCGAUAAGAAAAAAAGAGACAUGAAGGGUUUUAAUCUUGACACUGAGUUGGUGGAGGCUGCUGUGCAGCUCCACCAACAACAAUGA